Messenger RNA from Perkinsus marinus ATCC 50983, 3894 nucleotides. RefSeq names its product kinesin heavy chain, putative. Gene Ontology annotation, biological process: microtubule-based movement. The transcript is spliced from 27 exons. The coding region runs from base 1 to 3894 and encodes 1297 amino acids. NCBI's taxonomy places the organism in Eukaryota, Perkinsozoa, Perkinsida, Perkinsidae. Gene Ontology annotation, molecular function: microtubule motor activity; ATP binding; microtubule binding. The record is from RefSeq and is a predicted model, not a curated record.
AUGUUCAACGAUUGCAUUCAGAAAAUGCUUAUCUGCGAGACAGGUGGCAAGGAAGUCGGGGAGACGGUCGCUGUUCAUCUUAUAAGUGACGACACAGCUAACCGACAGGUUGUAUGCGAUAUGAUGGAUGGGAGAAAGAGAGCGAUCCGUUUGGAUGCUGCAUUCGGCCCUACUGCAUCACAAGAUGACGUCUAUGAUUCUUCUAUCAGAGACCUUGUACACGCAGUUCUAGAUGGCUACAACUCAUGCAUCUUCGCCUACGGCCCGACAGGCUCCGGGAAGACUUACACAGUAUUCGGUUCUCCCGAGGGCAGCGCUCAUGUCGGACUACACGAGCGGAUUAUGAGAGAUUUAUUCAGUACCAAAGGAGGUCAAGGGGGUCAUCACAUGCUGAUUUCGAUGUCUAUGGUUGAAAUCUACAACGAAUAUAUCUACGAUCUCCUCGCUCCAGAAAAAACUGUCUCUAGAAAAUCUGAACGACGCUCUGAAGGUGCUCACGCUUCUUGCUGCCAAGAUCAUGUGUCUAUGACCCGGCUUCUUCAGGCUUUCCAAGCGGCGGUGGCAACUCGUCGAACAUCAUCGACCAAUAUCAAUUCGCAUAGUUCGAGGAGUCACUGUGUUGUCACGCUGAGAACGAGUCUGCCAUGCCCAUAUACAGCAACUUGUCGUCACGGGAAACUCAAUCUCAUCGAUCUGGCCGGUAGCGAAAAUGUUGGUCGGAGUGGCGCUAAGGGCAGUACAUUAAGGGAAGCCCAGAUGAUCAACAAAUCUCUGAGUACUCUGGUCAGUAUUGUUGGUCUCACUUGUCAGUCGAAAACACAUGUCCCUUAUCGUAAUUCCAAGCUCACCCUCAUGCUCAAGGAUUCGCUGGGUGGCAGCGCCAAAGUACUCAUGAUAGCACACUUAAGUGUAUCGCCUUGCAUCACAGAUGUCUCACAGACUUUGUCAACACUGAAGUUUGCAUCGAAAGAGCGGAUGGUUGAGCUCGGCCCGGCCAACCUGAUCCCUGGAAGUCGCUACUCAAGACUGAAAAGCUAUUUCACAUCGACGCUUUUUCCAAGAACGAAUAGAGACAUGAGGAGGUGGGCCAAGAGAUUAGGGUGCGAGACGAAAGCUAGUAUUAAGAAGAAGAUUAACGACUGGACGAGGCUCAAGGAAUGGAAAUGUCCAGGAGAGGCGAGAGUGGUAUCUAUCAAGAGGCUCAACUGCAGUCAUACGUCGUACAUAAACCCUCACAGCGUUGUCCGAACAUUUGAUUUUGAUCCCGCUGAAUGGGCGGCUAAAUUUUUCGUAACUACGAAUGUUUAUGCCGGCGCUUUCGAUGUUGAUUGCGCCUGCAGUGUAGGAUUCGACCCAUACCAGGAACAGCUAUGUGUUGAAUCAACCUUGUUGAUCCACGCUUCACUCAAGAUUGGUAUGAAAAGCUACUCUUAUUUGGAGCUGAACGGUUGGACAACAGAUCUUUUCAAAUAUGUAGCUCAUAUCAGCAACAAUGGUGGCACUCUACUCGCAAAGUACAACUACAGUAAUUGCCAGCGAACCCGAAGGCUCUUCUGGGUUUCCUCUGACCGUUCGAGACUAUGCUGGAGGAAUCAAAAAGACAUAACCAAGCUCACAUACCGCUCUUAUAUUGUGAACCGUUUUCGAUACAGUCAAACACCGAAAGAUAGUUACUACUACAGGCCACUAAGUGGCAAGGAAGUCGGGGAGACGGUCGCUGUUCAUCUUAUAAGUGACGACACAGUUGUGUGCGAUAUGAUGGGUGGGAGAAAGAGAGCGAUCCGUUUGGAUGCUGCAUUCGGCCCUACUGCAUCACAAGAUGACGUCUAUGAUUCUUCUAUCAAAGACCUUGUACACGCAGUUCUAGAUGGCUACAACUCAUGCAUCUUCGCCUACGGCCCGACAGGCUCCGGGAAGACUUACACAGUAUUCGGUUCUCCCGAGGGCAGUGCUCAUGUCGGACUACACGAGCGGAUUAUGAGAGAUUUAUUCAGCACCAAGGAAGGUCAAGGGGGGCAUCACAUGCUCAUUUCGAUGUCUAUGGUUGAAAUCUACAACGAAUGUAUCUACGAUCUUCUCGCUCCAGGAAAAACUGUCUCUAGAAAAUCUGAACGACGCUCUGAAGGUGCUCACGCUUCUUGCUGCCAAGAUCAUGUGUCUAUGACCCGGCUUCUUCAGGCUUUCCAAGCGGCGGUGGCAACUCGUCGAACAUCAUCGACCAAUAUCAAUUCGCAUAGUUCGAGGAGUCACUGUGUUGUCACGCUGAGAACGAGUCUGCCAUGCCCAUAUACAGCAACUUGUCGUCACGGGAAACUCAAUCUCAUCGAUCUGGCCGGUAGCGAAAAUGUUGGUCGGAGUGGCGCUAAGGGCAGUACAUUAAGGGAAGCCCAGAUGAUCAACAAAUCUCUGAGUACUCUGGGUGACGUGUUGAAUGCUCUCCUGGAUGCACAACAAAAGGAUGGUGGAGGACGUCAGUCGAAAACACAUGUCCCUUAUCGUAAUUCCAAGCUCACCCUCAUGCUCAAGGAUUCGCUGGGUGGCAGCGCCAAAGUACUCAUGAUAGCACACUUAAGUGUAUCGCCUUGCAUCACAGAUGUCUCACAGACUUUGUCAACACUGAAGUUUGCAUCGAAAGAGCGGAUGGUUGAGCUCGGCCCGGCCAACCUGAGAAUCUUCUUAUGUGCAGUACAAGUGAAUGCAUCGCCAAAGAUGCCGCCAGGACCCAUGGAAAACCUAGCAGAGUCUCUCUCAGCUGUAGAUCUCGGAGGCUCCCAUGAACCAUCUCGACUGCUAUCCAAACCAAGAACUCCUCUGAUCCACCAUUAUAUGAAACUACUCCAUAUCCUGCUGAUCCUGACUGCUUCUCUGAUGGAUGACUCGGAGAUUCAUGCGCUCUCAACGAAUGGUCUCAGUCCCGUCCCCGAAGAGUGCCUCCACGGUAUGAGAAGUCCUGGGUUCAUACAGGAAUUGUGCAUUCCUCCGUUCUUAAACGGUAUGAUCGUCCAUGCUGCUACUGAUAGAAUCAAGGAGGAAUCGAUAUUGAUAGGGCUGGAGGUGAGCAAUUCUACUACAUACUUGGUUCAGCUAUAUAAGGUGGACUUCUACGACGAGGAAACCGUUUUUAUGAACGAGCUCCUAGUUCGGCCGGAGAACUACACCAUCCAGACGAUGAUUGUCGAGCCUAAGCAGGAUUACGUUAAUGAUACCAGCCCGAGUUUCAUAGUCAGCGUCCAUAAAUCGUCUCCAGCUAUCUAUCGUGGACCAGGCAUUCGUCUCAGUGAGCCGGGGAACAAUAUUCGUGGGCUUGAUCUCGGUGUGGCGGACAUCCCAUGCAGCGAAAAGUUCAAUUUUACUAUGGAGAUGGGCAAAAAGAAUUUAACACGUUAUUACUAUCGCCACCUUCCAAGGAACAAAACCGCCAAGGCUAUCCUGAUUCAAUAUCAUGGUUGGAGUAGCAGCUGUGAAAAAUGGGAGGAGUAUUCCAAAACCGCCGCUAUAGCGGAUAAGUAUGGCUUCAUGUUGAUAUCUGCGUGCGGCAGCUAUUACGGUUUCUAUUCCAGCUGGUUCCGAAGCACAUCUGGCUGGAAUGCUGGGGUUUGCUGUAUUCGCGACAAUGAUGUUGAUGAUGUUGAAUACACCAAACAGAUCCUCAAGAAUGAGAACAAGAAUAACUUACCGGUUUAUGGCUACGGUUACAGCAACGGUGGCAUGAUGGUCGAGUCUUUGUUGUGCCACAAUGUCUUGGACAAAGCCGUAUCUGUCAAUGCCGUACUGGCAUUGAAACCCGGUCUACAAGGAGCGUUCAAGACAUGCGACACUAUCUAUAGAAAUGAGACCUCGAUUGCACCGAAGGUGGCCAGCGUGCACUGUGCCGACGAUGGGGUGGUGCCAUAG